AGAAUAUUGACUAAUGGUUUGAAAGUAUAUUAUGUUCCCUUUUUUCAAGUCUACAGAAGCUCUACUUUUCCAACCGUGUUUCUGGCGUUCCCUAUUUUAAGAAACAUCUUCAUAAGAGAACAGAUAGAUAUUGUGCAUGGCCAUGGUUCUUUGUCAAGUUUAUGCCAUGAAGCUAUACUACAUGGGAGGACGAUGGGGAUGAAGACUGUUUUCACUGAUCAUUCGUUGUUUGGAUUUGCUGAUGUUGGAUCAAUCCUAGGAAAUAAGCUACUCAAAUUUACGUUAAGUGAUGUUGGCCAUGUCAUUUGUGUGAGCCAUACAUGCAAGGAGAACACUGUUUUAAGAGCCUCUAUUGAUCCAUUCAAUGUUUCUGUCAUUCCCAAUGCUGUGAUAUCAAAAGAUUUUCAACCAAAAAGCUCAGAUUUAAAAACAGAUAACAAAAAGCUGAAAACAGUCACAAUUGUAGUAAUAUCAAGACUAUUUCCUAAUAAAGGUGCUGAUCUUUUAACUGCAAUAAUCCCAAGAAUCUGCUUAGCAAAACCAGAAGUUCGAUUUUUAAUCGCUGGUGAUGGUCCAAAGUUUCUUGAUUUAGAGCAAAUGAGAGAAAAGUACUUUUUACAAGAAAGAGUCACGUUAAUGGGGGCGGUUAAACACGAAGAAGUUAAAGAUGUUAUGAUACAAGGUGAAAUUUAUCUCCAUCCUUCAUUGACCGAAGCAUUUGGUACUGUCAUUGUGGAGGCUGCCUCGUGUGGAUUGUUUGUUGUGACUACAAAAGUUGGUGGUAUACCUGAGGUUUUACCAAACCAUAUGACAAAUUUUGCUAACCCAGAGGAAGAUUCUUUAGUCGAUGCUACAUUGAAGGCCAUUGAUCUUAUUCAAUCAGGGAAAAUUGACACCUCAAAGUUUCAUGGCCAAGUUGCUAAAAUGUAUAGUUGGGAAAACAUUGCAAAACGUACUGAAAAUGUAUACAAUUCAUUAGACUUGAAGAAGUUGAAUCAACCACUACUAACAAGACUACGUAAGUACUACUGCUGUGGUUUCAUUGCAGGUAAACUAUUCGUUCUUUGUGUUGUUGUUGAUAUUUUCCUAUUCAUACUACUCGAGUGGUUCUACCCAGCUGAGCACAUAGACCUUGCUACGAAAUGGCCCAAAAAGAAUAAACACAAAAAGUUGAAUGGACCAGAUGACCUCGAUAUCGAUAUCGACUGAUCUAGAUUUAAAUCACGACGAACUUUAAUG
Molecule: messenger RNA, 1239 nt
Organism: Hyphopichia burtonii NRRL Y-1933
Lineage: Eukaryota; Fungi; Ascomycota; Pichiomycetes; Serinales; Debaryomycetaceae
Gene: SPT14
Product: phosphatidylinositol N-acetylglucosaminyltransferase
Exons: 1
Coding region: 193-1209 (338 amino acids)
Biological process (GO): GPI anchor biosynthetic process
Cellular component (GO): glycosylphosphatidylinositol-N-acetylglucosaminyltransferase (GPI-GnT) complex
Molecular function (GO): phosphatidylinositol N-acetylglucosaminyltransferase activity
Source: RefSeq, a predicted model, not a curated record